Nematocida major is the source of this 1101-nucleotide messenger RNA. Its product is annotated as histone acetyltransferase HTATIP. Gene Ontology annotation, molecular function: histone acetyltransferase activity. Bases 1 to 1101 code for a protein of 366 amino acids. Lineage: Eukaryota; Fungi; Microsporidia. The record is from RefSeq and is a predicted model, not a curated record. Gene Ontology annotation, biological process: regulation of DNA-templated transcription. The transcript has a single exon.
AUGGAUGCAAAUAAUGGGCUAAUAGUUGGAUGUAAAGUGUCUGUGUCCAGCAUGCAAAACAACGAAGAGCUCACGCGAAGGGCCGAAAUUAUAGCGAUCCGCAAUACCCCGGACGGGGCGCUGUACUAUGUGCACUAUAUUGGCUUCAACAAAAGGCUGGACGAGUGGAUUUCGCACGAAAAAGUAGACACAAAGACAAUUGAGUUUCCAAAAAAGAAAAAGCAGAAAGAAGAGCCAAAGAACAAAAACACAGCUGUGGUGGCAGACGAGGUGUACAGGGUGAAAAACAUCGAAAAAGUCACAAUGGGGGAGUACACAGUGGACAGCUGGUAUUUCUCGCCGUACCCGAAAGACAUGCAGAAGGACAUAAUUGUGUGCGAGUACUGCCUGUACUACUUCAACACAGAGCAGGAGCACGCGGAGCACUUUGAAAAGUGCAAGCACAAGCGGCCGCCCGGGAGGCAAAUAUACAGAAAAGGCGGCAUUUCCUUUUUUGAGCUUGACGGAGUAGUGCACAGCAACUACAGUAGAAACCUGUCGCUCCUGUCCAAGCUGUUUUUAGACCAUAAAACGCUCUUCUACGACAUAGAUGUAUUUUUGUUUUAUGUUAUGUGCAUAUACAACCCGAGCGACCCCGAGGAGGCGCGCGAGUACAAAAUUGUAGGAUACUUCUCAAAGGAAAAAGAGUCGCAGCACGGGUACAACAUAGCGUGUCUUUUGGUUCUGCCGCAGCACCAGAGAAAAGGGUACGGGAAAAUACUCAUAGACUUUUCCUAUCUGCUGAGCAAAAGAGAAAGAGUUUCGGCGUCGCCCGAGAAGCCGCUUAGCGACCUGGGGCUCCUCAGCUAUCGAGAGUACUGGAUAGGCGUGAUAUCAAACAUACUUAUCUACAACCGGCUGAUAUCAAUAAACGACAUACGAGACAUGAGCAGCAUAACAGUGGAGGACAUCAUACACACACUGCAGCAUAACAACAUGCUUGUGUACUAUAAUGGGAUGCCCUCUAUAGUCAUACGGGAUGAGCUGAUAAAUAAGUACAAAGAGCCCCGGGGCGUGCAGCUAGACCCAGAGUAUCUGGUGUGGGAGCCUCUGUACCAGUAG